Messenger RNA from Aspergillus welwitschiae, 495 nucleotides. RefSeq lists its product as uncharacterized. The transcript has 4 exons. The record is from RefSeq and is a predicted model, not a curated record. Bases 1 to 495 code for a protein of 164 amino acids. Lineage: Eukaryota; Fungi; Ascomycota; Eurotiomycetes; Eurotiales; Aspergillaceae.
AUGCCCUUCUUCGGCCCCAAAGCACAGAGAAGCGGGAGAAACUUUGUUCUACUCAACCCACUAGCACAUCGCCUCCACUCCAAGGCACUAUUUGCCUUGGAACAAUGCGGGAUCAGUGAGAAAGAAACAAAGCGGAGAGUUAGAUCCUGGUGGUCAAAACAGUCGAAGCCGGUUGGACCUACCAUUUUCCACCAAACCAUCAAGUCUGGGAACUGCAUCGUAGUGACGACACCAGAUCCGCGGCUUGCCGCACUUAGCGGAGCCGCAGAGCCUGAGGAGUUGGAUGAUAACAACAAUGACGACGAUGAGGGUAUGGAUGACUUUUGUCUCCAGCUCAUGUCAGCACUGCAAUCCUCAAGCGUGGCACAUCGACCCGAAUCUUCCCCUCCGUCGUCGUUGAGCGAUGGAUCAGGGUCCACAGUGAAGCACGGCUCGCGAGAUCCAAGCACCGCAACUGAUACAGAGAUCGGGAACCUUGCUAACGAUGACCCCUAG